AUGCCAUUCAUUUCCACGACCAUACACACAAUUUCAACUUUAUACACCACUCCCGUAACGCCUGCGACCCGACCCAAUACUUCUUCUCCCCCGCCAGUCGUACGUGGUUUGAACAGACGGCAGGGGCCUUUCCUUGAAGAGUCAAGUUUUCCCUUUGGUAGUGUAACAAAUUUUUGGUCAGACGCGAGUGGUUGGCCGGCCCUUCCUACUGUCCAGGGUGAAUCUGGUACAAUUUCCCGGUCUGCGAAUCCUACCUCAACCUCUUCAAGUUCUGAAGAAAACACAAUUCCUUCACCGAGCUCUACCAUCAUCGUACAAUCUACUGAUCCCGCGCAAUCAGGUACUCACACAGCUCAAUCGACAACAGUUAUUGCAGAAAUUGUUGUAACUGUCUUAUUGACAGCAUUGGCUGUCGGGAUCUGCAUUUUCCUCAUUUUGCGUAAACGACACCACAAGCACUUGCACCGUAUGGAAGAAAUACGAAGUACACCCAUAACCCCCGCCACUAACGGUUCACCACGAAGAGAAAAAGGCGUUCUUCCUAAUAACGAUCCAGAAAAUACUGCAAUUGCGCCGAUGCCUCAAGUAGCGGCGUCAAACCGGCCUUUGCAAAUUGGACGCCGCUUAGGGCAUCCAACGGCUGCAGCUGGACUGCAGAAUCAUGAUCGCGGUCAUACUGAAACAACUCAGAGAUCUCAGGUAGCAUUAUUGCAGGAGUGGAAUGAAGAAAUGAGGAACAAUAUUGAUCGGGUGAUGGAGCAUAUGCGACGGCUGGAGGGUUUUGUUGAGCCUGGGGCGAGAGAUGUCGAGGGCCGAAUGAGCGGAACUACUAGGAGUUCCAUGCCAGAUGUGCCACCUCCAACAUACGCAUCAUUGUGCUGA
This is a messenger RNA of Lentinula edodes (shiitake mushroom), 882 nucleotides long. RefSeq lists its product as uncharacterized. The transcript has 3 exons. Bases 1 to 882 code for a protein of 293 amino acids. The record is from RefSeq and is a predicted model, not a curated record. Lineage: Eukaryota; Fungi; Basidiomycota; Agaricomycetes; Agaricales; Omphalotaceae.